AUGAACGAUUCUGUGUCCACGCCGCUGGUCAAGAAGGAGGACAGUCUUGGUCUGGACGACGAGGCAACCGUGCUUCGCCGUCCUUCCAUGAACUCGACUUUCCCUCAGAUCUCACCACCAGCCAUGAUGGCGCUCUCUUCACAGCAUGCCACACACGAACUCGACUUCCCAAAUAUACAGCCCAAGCGCGAGAGCCCCGACAACCCCAACAACACAAACGAUGGUGGAGAACAGGUCAAGCUGGAGGAGCCACUGCCCCCAUUAAUGGACGAGAUCGAGUCCGGGGAUGACGACUCCUCGAGAGUGUCUGCGUACGCUCGAUUGGACUUUGAGUCGUUUACAUUCUACGUACAAACCCUACAGGUGGUGCUAGGACGAAGGGUGGAAAAUUCGUCCAGCAUGGUUGAUGUCCAUCUGGGCGACACAAAGGCCAUCUCUCGAAAACAUGCAAAGAUCUUCUACAACUUUGGCACCCAGCGAUUUGAGCUCAGUGUUUUGGGCAGAAAUGGCGCUUUUGUGGACGAUGUUUUUGUGGAAACGGGAUCCACAGUGCCUCUAAAGGAUGGCACCAAAGUGCAGGUGGGGACUAUUCCCUUCUCGUUCGUGCUGCCCAGCCUUCCCGACCACACUACCGGCUCCCCCACGCCCAUAAACCCUGCCGAUGCGCUGUCCAUGCGAUCUAACAACAUACGGGUUCUCAGUCGCCAAGGCUCUCCUGCCAUUGUAUCUCCGCGAAAGAAGUCGACAGGCAGCAGUAACAGCAAGCAGUCCACGAAGUCUGCUACUGGCAGUCCAGGUACUCCCGUGCUAGAUCCUCUCGAUUACAACCUGCCCACCGAGGUCACUGAGGCAAACGCUUCUUCUUCGUCAGUGAACCUGUUUGAACAGGAGAACAGCAAAUACACUGAAAAUAUGGACGUCAAGUACGACUCGGACAAGUAUAGCGACAAAUACGACCUGCCGCUGGAUGACAUGGAUCUUGACGAUGCUGUGGACGCUUCGCUGAGUGACCUUCAGCCCGUGUACCCCACUGGGUCACAAUAUAACAUGCCCUCGCAGCAACAGCAUCAACACAACCAGCACCAGCAGUCAAACAUGCAACCGGGAAAUAUGUUCCAACAACAAAAACCGCAGUCCAAGCCACGCAAACAGCCCAAGCGAGAGUACCAGCUCCACGAAAUCCCCGAGGAAUACCGUACCAAGCCUAACUUCUCUUUUUCGCAUCUCAUUGCCACUGCUCUGGAACAGGCCCCCGACAAGGGAGUUUCUCUGGCAGAGAUCUACAGAUCCAUCCAAGAGAUUUUCCCUUAUUACAAGUACUGUCCCCAUGGAUGGCAGAACUCUGUGCGUCACAACCUGUCAUCGUCCAAGACGUUCCGCAAGGUGUCCAAAGAGGGUAAAGGUUGGUUAUGGGGUAUCGACAGAGAAUGGUGUGCUGAGCGGGAUCGUCAGAAACGCAAAUCGACGCUCUCCAAGAACAAAUCCAUGCGUCCAGACUCGCAUAUUCCUGGCAGUGCCCCUAACCCCGCAUUUUCGAACUUCUCUGUUAACAACUUUGAUAGUGGAGAAGUCAAGAUGUACUCGCCCGACACUAACACGUACGGCACUCAAAUUGAUCUCAACUCGCACAACACCGAUGCCCAUGGCGGUCAAACCAUGACCUUUGACCAGAACAAGAACGAUGGAGGAGUCAACGUGAUCGACUUCAGCAGUGCAAACUUCACCCUGGACAAUAACGCUAGCACCUCUUCUUCUUCGGCAGGCUCUUCUUCUCAACCCAGAGGCGGUCAAGAGAUCAAGUUCAUGCCUGGAAGCGGCCCUAACGGAGUCAUUGACUUCUCCUCGCAGCCCAAGGCCCGUCAAAAGACUAUUGCCGAAAUGGCGCAGGAGAUUCAGUUGCAAAACUCAGGCUCUCAGCAGCGUAUGUACCAAUCCCCCUACCAGUCUCAAACCACCCCAGCGGGUGGCAUGGGACAGCAGAACACCUCGUCACAGCAGGCUCGAGCGCAAGCCGGCUCGUCCGCUGGUGGUAAGGCAACUGCCCCCAAGCUCGGUAAGGAUGCUAUGAAGAUUCUCGCUUUGCUACAACAAAAAAUAUCUCAGCAAUUCCAGCAGCAACUCGGCGGCAAGGCGCCCAGUUCUGCAUUAAUCACUAACGCAUUGGCCAUUGCCAUAGCUCAGGCCACUAAAAAGAACCCCAGUGGCGGAGUCAAUGCCUUGCAGUCUCUCCUCAACGGCGACAACCAACAGCAGUUGAACCAGAUUGUCAUGGCUGCAUACAACGCUGUGAAGACCAAGCAGGACGCCCAGGGAGGAGGUAACUCUUCCAACUCUAGACAGCCUACCCCUCAACAGUCUACACCCCAGCAGUCGACUCUGCAGAUAAAGCAGGAACGCCCAAUGUCGACACAGCAACAGGGCCAGUCUCAAUUCUCGACCCAAACCCAGUUUCAGAGCCAGUCCCCUGCACCGCAGUACUCGCCUCCUGCUCAGGCCUCGCCGCAGAUUUCCCAGCCCCAGAUGUCCCAGUCUCCUCAAAUUGUGACAUCUGGAACGCCUGGUGCUUCUGGCUCCAUGCCCGGAUCUGCUACUGCCUCUCCCGCUCCUGCUCCUGCUCCGGUGCAAGCACCUGUCCCCGUUCAAACUCAGGCUCCUGCUCAGCAUACUACCGCUCCACAGGCUCGGCCAGCUGUCCCUGGUACAUCGUCUGCCGUACCUACACCUUCUGCAUCUUCUGCCCCCGCUACUGCACCUGCAGGUAGCUCUUCUUCUCCUGCCACUGCGAAACCUGCUGGAGGGCUCACUUCGCUAAGCAACUCGGACACCACCAUUGCCCAGGUGCUCGAGCAGGCCAGCAAAAUCUCCAACCCUUCGCCGGCGGUCCAAGCUGCUCUCAAACAGCUCAGGGCCCACGCCGAAAAGUAUGGAGCCGACAUCCCCAUUGGGUCUCUUGGAAAACUUCCCAAACCAGGAGACAAACGGAAGGCCGAAGAUCCGCCAUCUGCUCAUGAGCAGCCAGCUAAGAAGCCUCUUAACAACUAG
Molecule: messenger RNA, 3042 nt
Organism: Yarrowia lipolytica CLIB122
Lineage: Eukaryota; Fungi; Ascomycota; Dipodascomycetes; Dipodascales
Biological process (GO): regulation of ribosomal protein gene transcription by RNA polymerase II
Cellular component (GO): nucleus
Molecular function (GO): DNA-binding transcription factor activity; protein binding; sequence-specific DNA binding
Source: RefSeq, a predicted model, not a curated record